This is a messenger RNA of Aspergillus candidus, 2350 nucleotides long. RefSeq names its product protein kinase domain-containing protein. Gene Ontology annotation, biological process: peptidyl-threonine phosphorylation; peptidyl-serine phosphorylation. The record is from RefSeq and is a predicted model, not a curated record. Bases 239 to 2182 code for a protein of 647 amino acids. Gene Ontology annotation, molecular function: protein serine/threonine kinase activity; ATP binding. The transcript is spliced from 2 exons. Lineage: Eukaryota; Fungi; Ascomycota; Eurotiomycetes; Eurotiales; Aspergillaceae.
UACUCAUCAUUGCACAGCCUUGCCUCUUGUCAUAUUAUUUGCAUAUGUUGCAUGUCUGUUACCCUCCAGUCUUCUGGAACAUUGCUAAUACUACCUCGUCUUCUACUUCUCCUUCCUCUUCUUCUUUGGAUCUAAUUCUCUGUUCUCUAAAUUUCCAGCUGAUCGACUGUAUGCAGUCACUUUCUUUCAUGAUCCCCAACAUACCCAACAAUAGUCCCACACAAUUCCAGAUCUCCACAUGGCAUUUCUGAAGGUCCUUUGUUAUCCCUUCCGAUGUCUCUUUCUGUGUUUCAAGCCCGGUUGGCUACCCGUACGCCACUCCGAUCCUGACUCUCCCACCGCUCAUAUCGUCUCGGACGCCGUUCCCGUUCCGUCGCAGAAUGGCAACCCGAUCGACCCUGUCCCCGGUUCAUGCGAUGUGGAUAAUUCUCCGCGCUGCCCGUCUAUUGACACCGUUGCGGGAGAUAAUCGUUCGGAUUCGGCCUUACGGACAGCCCAACUCGCCCUGAGAAAUGCCCGCACUGAAUGCUAUGAGGACUCGACCCAGAACGAAUUCGUCCCGAUAUCAGUCCUCAGAGAGGUGCUCUGCAAUACAAUUGUUAGCGCCAUCAUCGAAGACGUACUCCAAACAGACACAAAUCAUGCCAACCAGUUAACCGCCCGUGUCGUGAAGGAUUGUUAUCGUCUAUUUGCCAUUUUGGUGGACCGAGGGGUACCCGAGGAGAUACUGGGGUUUCUGGAGGAGGGGAUCAACGAUGACUGUCUUCCAUUCACCCGCAGUUUCAUUUCCCAGGGCAGUCAGAUUCGGGCCUUAGAAACAAGAGAGGGCAAGCACAUCCGAACAAUAGCCAAAUGGGACACGGCGUCGGUCAAAAAUUUUGAGUCCAAACAGUACCGCAUGCUGGCCCCGGUCUUUCAGCACAGGAGACACCAUGUGCUGUUCAGGUCACAGCCUCUGCCGUUUAUUCACCUUGGUUUCCAGGAAUUGCAAAAUGGCGUCUCGCAGGGAACUUAUUCAGAGGUCUUUCGGGCUCGUAUUCACCCUGAUCACCACACUCUGGGAGGGGGGCUGGGAAAACAUGGACCCGUGGUUGCUGUAAAACGGUUGUUCAACGUGCAGGCUAAUGGGUUCGGAGCUGAACGAGCGAUCUUCGAUAUCCUCGAAUCCAUCGGCGGCCACCCUCACAUGGUCAAUCUACUAUUCACUUUUAAGAAAGGGGAGAAGUUUCACCUGGUAUUCCCCUGGGCGGAUGGAACUCUUCGGACGUGUUUGAAGCAGGCCCGUACGCUUCUCGCCACGCGCCAGUCGAUGUUUUGGUGUCUGAAGCAAAUGGCCGGUAUCGCCAGUGGGUUACAGUGGAUGCAUAAUUUCGCCACUCCGGGGAACGCACGUCUUUUCGGACGUCAUGGUGAUAUUAAGGCCGAUAACAUCCUGUGGUUUCGAGGUGGUGACUGGCGCAGCGAUGCUGGGGGGAUUUUGAAGAUUGCGGACUUGGGGCUUGCUCGGUUCCACACCCUGGCAUCUAGGUCCGACAUAGACCCUCUCACGGUCCGAGUCCCCACCACCUUUUCACCUCCAGACGCCUUCCGCAGGAUUAGGGUCUCCCGAGCCUGGGAUCUGUGGGGUCUAGGAUGCAUGUAUCUAGAAUUCGUCACCUCGAUUUUGCGCGGGUACGAGGCCGUCGAGGAAUUCUCCGCCGCUCGCGGAAGAGAUGACACUGAAAUCCCGGAGCUAAGCAUGGAUUGUUUCUACACGACUGACUACAACGAGAUCAAGCCGUCUGUGCGUAGGUGGGUGGAGGGCCUUCACCGACACCCCCGGUGCACCGGCGUCCUCCAUGACCUGCUGGAACUGAUUAUGUCGGAAAUGAUCGUUGUGGAGCCCUGUCAGCGCAGUACUUCGGCCCGCGUUCAUGUCCGACUGGCAGAAAUGAUCGACAGGGCUUCCCACGACGACGCAUAUCUCAUGCAACCUGCACCGUGGUUCGAGCCCCUACUUCAAUUGACCGAAGAACCAUCCACCCUCAGCGAGCCAGCUCCCCAACAGGAUCGUACCGAUUUCAUUCCCGAGCGAUCCCCGACGCGCCGUGGUGCUAUGCUCGUCCGGACCCGAGGCACCUGGCCUAUAGGGCCAACGAUAGAACCGCCUCGUCAUGUUGUGGCCACCGGAGCCUUCUACUAAAACGGUAAUGUUCUUCCCUUGCCACCCUUCUCCCUUCGGGGAAACGGGCUACGUAAAUGAGCUAUGUCUAUUAGGUUAUGAGUGAUUCCCGGCGGUUUUGGGGCGUUUUUAGCUAUACUUUAAUUUGGAUUUCUUUUGAGGAAAAGUGGAGUUUUUUUUCUUGCUUUG